This is a messenger RNA of Folsomia candida, 6050 nucleotides long. RefSeq lists its product as uncharacterized. The coding region runs from base 140 to 5044 and encodes 1634 amino acids. Lineage: Eukaryota; Metazoa; Arthropoda; Collembola; Entomobryomorpha; Isotomidae. The record is from RefSeq and is a predicted model, not a curated record. The transcript is spliced from 11 exons.
GUGAAAGUGACCCCCCAAAAAAGUGAGUGUUAUUAGAAUUCUCUACUCCAUCCGGUUUGAAGGAAUCAUCACUGCGGAUGGUGGAAAUGUGCCCGGGUCCGAGUUUGAGGAAAGCAGUGACAGCGUAAUCGGAAUAAAGAUGGACGCCAACAGCAAUAAAGUGCAAACACUUCGUCAACAGUUUGAGCAGAAGAACUAUGAGAAGGCGGAACAAGUUGAGAAUGCCACAGGGCUCACACUUAACAAGUACCCCUCAUCAAUUCUCAGGUCUCCCACGAAAAACAGUAAUAAAUCAGCCGAGCUGAUUGACCAUCGUCCCUCUUCUACAAAUCUGAAGAACGACAUUCUUGAGGUGGCUGCGAAUCUGACAAAUAAUUCUCCUAUUGUGGUGGAAGAUGUUCGACGGAAUGGUAUUUACGUAAGCAAUUCCAUCACCCUUUCCUCCACCGAUUUCCAACAGCAGCAUCAGUCAAACGAGCAGAGACAAAAUCAAGCAUCGGCAAAGACAUCGCCAGCAUGCAUUAUUCCUCCCUCUUUGAAGAGGAGACCAAUGGUCCUUGAUCUGCAUCAGUGUGACAAUGACGGCUUUAUCGAUGAAAUGGAAGAUUGUCACCCGAAUAGUAAAAAUGUGAGCAAUGGUGGUGACGAUUUGAGCAUAACGAGCAGCAGCAGCUCUACAUGUGUCAAUUUGAUAAACAAUCCAACCUGUGUGGUUGGGGAUGUGACGAAAGAAAUUGACUGUCAACCUCAAGCCCUCACUCCGACGUCGAAUUCUUCCUCCGCCUCGUCCGGUUCCGGUUAUGGGAAAGUCAAACGGAGCAAUGCCUUCAGAGCGAAGGACACCUCGUCUGUCCCCACCACGCCAAAUGGUAAUAACAACCCUGCUAAAGCUGCUGCUGCCAAUAAUGACUCUCGUUCAAAGGCAAAAUUAGUGUUGGAGAGAGUAAAGUCGCUGGAUACGUCGUCGUCAGGUAAUCAAACUGGGUCAUCCAACUGUAAUAAUAGCGAUCUGAGUGGAAGUGGUAGUAUUUCCCAUCUCAACAAUAAUGAGAAAGGGAUUCCUGCCCAACGAGCUACGAGUGUUUGUCUUCGCCCAAGUCAGUCGUCGUCUCAAAUUUAUGUAAAAACCCAGUCGUCGUCUACUGCCCAAGUUACAAAGGCAGUAAAUAUUGUCACCCCGUACCAAGUUUCGGAUAUUUAUACCCAGAUUCGAAAAGGGUCUCUACAGUCUGCACAAACUGGGAGGAAUAAGCCACCACAGGAGGUAGAGUACGCAGUCCCCAUUAUUACGAGGAAUAACACCCAACUUCGCAACAAUGGGCUGAGACAGACACCAAUUUCACCCCCAAAGAUUCCUCCACCUCCGCAAAACUAUCCACCCUCAGCCGUAGGGAGCAAGGACCAACAACAACACCACAUCGGAUUACCUGGUUCUGACUCCGGAUAUUCUUUCCUUCAACCAAAACAUUUGUCCUAUGAAGAGAUUGGGAGCAGUAGUCAGGGUCAAGGUCAGUCCCAAGAGAUUAAGAUGAAAAUGUCGACCGGUGGCGUCGAUCCAAAUAGCAGCAGUGAGAGUGCAAGUUGCAGGUCCAUGAAUAGUACACCUUCCACCAAGGGCCUACCGCCGGAUAAGCCGCCACGCACAUUCCUCUACGACAUUUUGACGGAUCAUCGACAACAGACUGUUAUGCCCCAAAAGCAGCAACGAGCCGCUGCACACGUAACUAACAACAAGUCCAAUAAUAGUAGCACUAAUAGUAAUCACGAGCUUUACAUGGAAACUAUGAACAAGUCUGUGGUGGUAGCUGGGGCCCUGACAGAUGGAAAUAACUCAAACUCUUUUACAGCAACUCCUUCGAAUCGAAAUGCCAAUCAAAGCCAGACGAAUAAUGCCAACAAUGGUGGUAGUAAUGCGAACCCAAAGCGUCAAUAUUCCUCGUCAUCUUCCUCAUCCACCUUAACCUCUUCCACGACGAGCUACAAACAGCCACAAAGUGGUCGAGGAAAUAUCUCCGUCUCGACUGCUACAGUUCGGCAAACAAAUAAAUCAAGUUCCAAUCUGCUGAAUAAAAAUCAGAGUCAAAUGAUGAACAAUGGUGACAGCAAUAGCAGUGCUGCUGAUACCACUCAGAAAUCAAAACUCGCCACAACAAUAGCCGCAUCCAUGUCAGUCUUCACGGCAGCUACAGUUCAUGCUAAUGAAAAUCCCCACAGUAGUAACGGUGCCAACAACAAUAACAAUAAUAUUAUUGUUUCCAAGAGGGGAGCGGAACUCCCCGUUGUUUAUUCCAUAGCCCCAAACCACCAUCCACCAUUGGUUCGGUCAAAAACUGAAUCUCAGCUCAUCGUAAAAAGUAAGAGUAAUUGGAACUACCCCAACGCAACGUCCGUAGACUCAGAGUCCAUUAGUGGUGGAAACCAUCAUAAUCCUUCAACUCUCACAAUGAGCAAUUACGACUACGGAUAUAAAACCUUGGCCAAUAAUGCAAAUGCAACACCAUUUCAUCCCAGUAAUGCCAAUUCCACCGCCGCCGCCGCCGCCGCCACCACCACCGCGACAAUUAAAGGCAAUCGGAACAGCAAUAAUUACUAUUCUCCCCCACAUCAUCACCAGUCACAAAACCUGCUCAAUAAUCAUCGCCUCUACGAUGGCCUACCGCAGUACAGAAGUUCGACGAAUCUGCUAAAAUACAACAACCGGUAUCCCUCCAAUCCCGGUCUGUAUCAAUCCUCCUCGACGACAACGACACCAUGGAAGGAUCACGAACAUGGCCUGCCCCCCGCGAACAACAAUGCCCGCUACCCCCACGUUUACCCAAGUCACAAUCACCAUCGUCAUCCCCACAUCCAUGACCAUAGGAGCAAUUCUCUCAUCUACAUGACAGACAUUGACCUGGAGGGCUUGAAACGCAGCAGAGAGAAUAAAUCCGCAGAGGGGAAUAAUAAUAAUAAUAAUAAUAAUAAUAGCAUAAAUAAUAAUCAUAACGAUUCAGUUAUUAGCAAAAGUGUGAAUGUGAACCGGUGUUCGAGUGAUGACAGGCUGUGUGAACGAUCAAAGUCCGAGUGGACUUUAAGCCAUUAUCACCACCAAGCACAAAAUGCUAAUAAUUCCGCCGUCCUCGCCGCUCCUCGUUCCGCCAUCCACGCGAUGGGGAUGAUGGGAACAGCAGCGGGUCGGAGAAAUACGGUCAGCGUGACCUCGACCACGACUACGACCGGAGGGGGAAACAGCACCGGUCACCCAAGCCUUGAAUCUACCGCUUCCUCAAACGUCUCCUCUCUAACGACGCAACCACAUCCCAACAAUAGCGCCACAAAUAACAAUAACAAUAAACGUCCUGGGAUUCAACAGUCGAUUCAGAACCUGGUGAAUCAACUAUUUUCGGCCUCGUCCACAAUAAAGGAUGCCACUUCUAGUACAGACUCUGGUAUUCAAUUGGGGUCUGAGAGUCUGUCGUCCUGUGACACACCUGUUGGUGACUCCACCACAGACACUGGCGACUCGGACUGUGAAAAUGAUGGCGAAACUAUAAAUACAGCGAGACAGGUGGUCGAAGCCCGUAAAGGAUACGUGCGUCGAGUAUCCAGCAUCCGAGUUCAAGAAUUGGGUGCCUCCCUGAACAGACUGAUUCAAAAUAGCAAGAAGCCUCACUCCACAGAACCAUUGUUUGAAUGUCUACUGGUCGUUGGAUUAAAUCGUGAUCCUUACACGGGCGUAUAUCACUCGUACAUUCGAGACAAGUUUCCACCAAAUGCCAAACUUCCAUCGGGCGUGGAACAAUUUUGCUUUCCUGAUUCACUGGAAUGGCCGUGUCACGAGGGAACCUCUGCUCAGUUUUACACCCUGGCAAUAACCGAUCAAAGAGGGUCGAGAAAGUUUGGGUGUUGUUAUCGGAUCCUGCCCGAGGGGGCGAAUAUCUGUAUUCCAAUCACUUACUGUGUCAUCAGCUCACACCGAGCCAUCGGAUUUUACAGAGAGGUCUUGAGGGAAAUCACACUCCGACAUGGGUACAGUGAAUAUCAGAAGCGCUUUUGGAUGGAGGAACUGUACAAAAAACAGUUUCCGCUCACGGGUGGAAAUAUCACAAUCACCGAGCCCACCGUGGAAGAUUUAUAUCAAUCUCAACACCAUCAUCAAGGCCAUGAUUCUACCGUAAUCACCAACUGCUACAACAACUUUUCCCUGUCUCCUACCAAGACAGUGAGCAUAAAACGACGAGUGGAUCACCGUUUGGAUGAAAUAGAUCUCGUCACACUGCUGACCACUGUGGAUUCGGGGAUAGUGAUCAAGAUAUUCGGUUCUUUGCUUUUGGAAAGGAAAGUGGUCGUCAUUAGUCGAGCUUUAAGUACUUUAUCCCUGUGUGUGGAAGCGCUGGAAUCCAUGGUCUACCCUUUUAGUUGGCAACACACAUUUGUUCCAAUUCUUCCCUUGAACAUGACUGAUGUCCUGGAUGCACCUGCACCAUUUCUAAUUGGAGUACUUCGAAGCUCUCAAACUCCUUGGGAUAAAACCUUGGAUGAGGGCAUCGUGGUGGAUCUUGAUCAAAAUAAAAUCAUUAGCUGUGUUGGAGAUGAGGGCACCAUUCUACCCAAACGGAUCCACCGGAAAUUACGAGAUGCUUUACAAUUGGUGUUGAAUCUAACUGACCAAAAGGAAUCUACGAAAAAUGUUCUCAUCAGUGAAUGCUUUAUUCGAAUGUUUGUGGAAACCAUGGGCCAUCAUGCUCAUCACCUUGUAGUCCAGCAAGAUGGGAUGAAGAUAUUUGAGAGAGAAUCCUUCGUCAAGUCAUGUGAUUCAAAAGCUGUGCAAAAUUUCUUGGAGUGGUUUUCAGAAACCUCAAUGUUUCACGAGUUUACACAGUUGCGGUUAAGGAACACACAUCAACAUGGUUUAUUCGAGCAACGUGUGAUGGAACAAUAUGAGCAAAACCAAAGUCAACAUGCUGCAAGUGGUGGGACUCCGCUUUCGUUUAAGAACGCCAAACUUUUCAUGAACCGAACUCGACCCUUUGGGAACUGGCUGAAAGAAGCUUUCGUUAAGUAGUCGUCGUAACUUCAAACUCAUCAGAUGCCAAAUAUCCAAAACAAAAUUAUUGCAGUUGAUUAUAUAAGUAAAGCUACAAUUAACUAUACUUUAGUUAGGUAGAGUAUUGCACAAGUCGUCGCGUCAAAAUUCCUGUCAGCGGAAGGAGAUUCAUAAUUGCUAAUAAGUAUACAUACAUACGUAGCUAGCAACUCUACUUUGUAAGUCUAGCUACACAAUAGUUUUAAAUAAUUCCCACCUUCACACAAAAUAGAUUGUACAAUCCCUAAUUGUUCAACCUCCGCUACUAAAUACAUGCAAUAGUAAUAUUUAAAAUAACUGAACAAUAGUCAAUUAGAGAAAACAGUUUACUAUAUGCAUAGAUACACAGAUGAUAAAAAUUCCACGUAAAUAUUGAAUCUCGCAACAACAACUGGAAUACAAAUGUCUUCAACUUUUUUGAAGUAGUACAAACUCAAACUGAACAAUCAUAGGCAAGGACAUGUCUUUGAUGUUUAUUAAUUAUAUAAAUAAAUAUAUAUAUAUAUGAAUUACUGCUAAAGCCUUGUUCUGCCUUUCUCUCUUUAUUACUUGUACGUUCAUUGUUAAAGUUUAUGAUUUUUUUUAGUCUACUGAUUUGCCAAAUAUUUUUAUAAAAUGUCUUGUAUAAUCAUUUUUCGGUUAGAUUAAUCUACAUAUUUGGAUAAUAAAGUAUAUAAUAUUACUUCGGUUCCUUGUGAACUUAUCGUUCAACUUUAUCAAGUUGGUAAGAACUAUGGAAUCACAACCGCUGUAAAACAAUAACCAAGUUAUGUAGUCUUUCUUCCAACGAGGUCUUUUCCAUAUAGCCAUUCAAUAGUAAGUGUAAGUAAACUGUUGAGACACAAAAACAGAUGAACUGACACGACACGGUGUACAUAAUAGCCUUCAUUACUUGGUUAUUGUCAAUUGCAACCAACUCGUUAUGCAUUAAGUCAAAUUGUUAUACAUAUUUGCAAUACUGAAUAAAAAUGCAAAAUACAAAAUA